AUAGGCAGUUAGAUUCGGUUUGAUGGUGUGCGUGAAGGAGUGCGAGGUGGCGGCGAGAGAGAGAGGAACCUGAGCUGUUUACGAUUCAUCAUGACGACGAAGCAGGGCACAACUUAUGACUGUAACAUUCUAUAUAAGGACUGCCACGUGUCAGCUUCCGCUAUGUUGUUCUUAUGUUCUUUCAAACAGCGCAGAGUGAAGAGAAACGCUCGCAUUGGAGGAUAAAAAGCUUGAGGGAGAGGAGAGACAUCGGCAUGAAGUCCUCGAAGCCUUUCCUGAGGGUGGCGGUAGAGCAGUGGGAGACGUGGAUCACGCUGCUGCCUCAAGAGGACGGCUCCAUGAGAAUCAAAGGUCCGAUGUCCAAGUUCAUGGACGUUGUGGCAAAGGUUCUCAACUUCGACUACGAGUUGGUGAGGCCGAAGGAGUGGGAGUGGGGAGGCCCAGACGCAAAUGGCUCCUGGACCGGCAUGCUGGGAAUGCUGCAGAGGGAGGAGGUGGAGAUGGCCCUGGGUCCCUUCACCAUCACGCCGCAGCGGGAGACGAUCAGCGACAUGUCCAUGCCGCUGUCCAGUGAGAACAAGGCCAUCAUGGUGGAGAGGCCCCGGGUGAGGACAGACAUGGCGGGCUUUCUGAAGGCCUUCACGAUUGAGGUGUGGCUCCUGACCAUGCUGAGUAUUGUGGGGAUCAGCUGCGCGACCAUGCUGGUGGUGUGGGCCCAGGGCCGCAUCUUUGGCCGCUCUGUGAGGGACACCGUGAGCCAAACCCUCAUGUGGGUGCUGAAGGCGCUGACGCAAGAAGGCUCCGAGUGGCUGCCGCCCCACGACGCAGGCCGCGUGCUGGUCACCACCUGGCUGCUGGCGUCACUGGUGUUCAUGUCUUCUUACGGCGGCAUCCUUACCGCUAUGCUCACCGUGCCGCGGGUCACCAUUCCCAUUGACUCCAUGUACGACCUUGUGGCUCAGAACGACAUGCCCUGGAAGGUGGAGGGAGGAUCCAUGCUGUACCAGUACUUCCAGGAGGCGACGGGGGGAGCGAGGCGAGAGGUGUUCCUCAGAAGCUCCGGGACUUUCAAGGACUGCUGGGAAGCUCGCCAGGACUUGGCGGACGGCAAGUACGCCGGUUUCUGCGACGAUGUUACCAUGAUAAAGGUCAUGGCUUGGGAUUUUGAAACUUCAGGAAGAUGUAACGUGUACAUAGCGCGAGAAAAGGUCAUCUCUAGUGUGUGGAAGGGCGUCGGCUUCAGAAGAAACUCUUCUUACAUGUCCCGCGUUAAUGACGUGAUCCUGACGCUGCAGCAGGCGGGACUGGUGGACAUUUGGCUCAAGGAGCAGAUCGGCACCGUGCCACAGUGCCUCAGGCCGCCCAGCGCAGACCGCCAGGAUGGCAUCAGUGCCCUUGACCUGGAGGCUUUUGGAGGACCAUUCUUGGUGCUGGUGGCAGGUUUCAGCGUGGCCACCUCAGCCUUCCUCCUGGAGCUGCUCACUGCCUGCUUUUCCCGCUCGUAAAGCUCACCUCGCCUCACCCAGACCUGUGAUGCUGACCCUUACACUCACCUCGCCAUUGUGUCCUGCAGUGAUUUGACACAUGCUGAUAAUUAUAAUAAACAUCCCCUAUACCUGUUAUCUGACCCCGCUAUGCUGG
This is a messenger RNA of Scylla paramamosain (green mud crab), 1641 nucleotides long. Its product is annotated as glutamate receptor ionotropic, delta-1-like. Gene Ontology annotation, molecular function: ligand-gated monoatomic ion channel activity. The record is from RefSeq and is a predicted model, not a curated record. Bases 174 to 1505 code for a protein of 443 amino acids. Lineage: Eukaryota; Metazoa; Arthropoda; Malacostraca; Decapoda; Portunidae. The transcript is spliced from 10 exons. Gene Ontology annotation, cellular component: membrane.